UUUCUCCAAUAUCGGAAGAGAAAGGUACCAUGACUAAAUGCGUGGAUAGUGGAGAGUUGGCCGGUAGCGCUGAUAGACGUUCAUCUGGACGUAUUGUUGGCAGAGAACGGGAAAUAAUUCCAACCAGCAACACAUCCGUUCAAACACCUCUUAUGUCCCGUCGCACUAAGCCCGACCCAACACCGCAGACUCCUUCAGGGUCGAGUAGUGGACUUAAAGCUCGCCGUCAGCAGCAGCCCUCUAUUCCACGAAGUCCAAGGACAAGUAUGAUCGGUAUGGGUGGGCGUGGUGCACAGCUGAUCAAUUUGAUCCGCAACCAACAAACCGAUCAAUCUCCAAAACCGAACACUCCUCCCCAAAAUGCAUCGACACCGAAGGGAGGCCAAUCAUCAGCAACUGCAAACCGUCUCAUGAUGCGCAAGAGAGCCAUUGUAGGGAGUGCCGCUUCUUCAGCACCUGUUGAUGACAGCCCAGCCUUAGAAACGUUGAAAGAAAGAGAGGAAAUGAGUCAUAAUAAUCCAUCUCAGUACUUGGUUUUCUCGAAAGUACUUCCUUCACCACAAGCAUCGCCAGCAGGUAGCAUACUGAAACGUAGGCACAACCAAGAUGAGAGUGGUGAUGAUAUUGAUUCACCGAUUAACAAGCGAAAACGCGUAAGCUUUCACGAUCCUCCUGUAUCUCUUACCAAGGAAUACAUUCGACAAGUGGAAGAGUGUCGUCCAGCAUCAGUGAGUCGCAGUCUGCAACUAAACAGCAACAUUAUGUCGUCAGCUGAUAGGGCAAAGUUUCUGAUGAGACGUAAAAGCAAAUCAGAUAGCAUUUCAGAACUGCAAAACUUUACCAACGAGCAGACAAAUGCAGCAAAGAAAAUGGAUGCCGCGAUCUCAGAGAAUGCACCGAAUGACGAGAAUAUGGAAGGUGAGGAAGAGGAGCUAACAUCUUCACCGGAAUCGUUGGAUGAGCACGAGUUCAUGAUGCACGAUGGUACGAAUAAUAUGACCGCGCUGCAGGUCUCCUCUGACUGUAUGGAUGUGGAUGGAAAUGAAAACAAAUCUAAUUCGAAAUCAAAAAUAGACGAUGGAAAAGAACAGAAAACAUUAGAUCCAUUAAACAAGCAGCAAGGAUUCUCGGAAAUUUUAGAAAAAUCUAAUGAAACACAGAGUAAACACAUUUUCCUUUCUGAGGAUGCCGUUUUGGAGCAUGUGAUGAACCGUUACUCACUGGAUGAUAUGUUUGAGCGCUACAUUGCGGCUGGAAAAACGUUGGAAAAAACAAAGACAAUUCGAAGCUUAACGAAGGAACUUUCGUCAAAAAUGUCGGAUGAUUCAAAAACCCGUGACAUAGUGCUGGAUGAGCUAUCCGAGCGACAUUCGGUAGAAUUCCUGGACCAUGCCAUACAGGAAAAUUCCAACGCGAAAGUUUGUGAACGUUUAUCAACCUUGGCGAUGAUGGAUCAUGUAUUCAAGCAGUUGCAUACUGCGUUCAACGCACCGUCGGGUGAUAAAACUCCCGCUGGUCCACAGAACGAAAAAGAAGAAACAAUUCGGUUAAUAGAGAACAUUUACGAAAAUCUAUUAAGCUUGCCCAUCAUUGAAACAGAUAGCCCAAAGUUAAUUGAUCUUCGGGAGCAGUUGUUGAAACAAGGACUUGCGCGUAAAAGUCGUUUGGAGAUCAUGGCAUUGUUAGAAAAUUACUUCAAAUCUUCCUCUUUAGAGUGAUCGUUGCAGCCUUCAUUUAAGUAUUUUGACAACAAUCGCUGCUGUGCGUGUUGAA
Messenger RNA from Anopheles merus, 1773 nucleotides. Its product is annotated as telomere-associated protein RIF1-like. The record is from RefSeq and is a predicted model, not a curated record. NCBI's taxonomy places the organism in Eukaryota, Metazoa, Arthropoda, Insecta, Diptera, Culicidae. The transcript has a single exon. The coding region runs from base 30 to 1718 and encodes 562 amino acids.